UGGAGAGAACGUGAUUUUACGUCAUUUCUACGCGACGCCAUGCGUAUGUUUUGGAGCUGUCAUAGCGUUUUCGUGUUAUGGUUCAUUUUAAAAACGAGAUGUUUUACAUUGGAUUUUAAAUUGGUUACCGGCGGAUGAACGGUGUAAUCAUGAAGAGUUUACACGCGAUGGUGCACGAGGCUGCUGUUAAUCACGGCUCUAAUCGUGCUGCUGUUUUCGACACCGGCGCGUCUCCUGCUCUUCACCUGACAUAUGAUGAACUCGUAGCUCUGGGAAACGAGCUGUGCACAAAUCUGCAAGGAACAGAAGGGAAGAAUGAAAAGGUUUUCGGUGUGUUCUGUGAUGUGAACAUCUUCCUUCCGGUCUGGAUCUUUGGUGUCCUGCAGGUGCCUGCUGCUUAUGUCCCCCUGGACCCGCUCUCACCACCUCUGCUUACCUUGAGAAUAAUGGACAGAUGUCAUUUGAAGUUCUGCUUGAUACAGAGCACUUUGCUGCAGCAAUUUCAGAGUGCCUUUUCCAGUCUACUGUCAGUCGAAGUGUUUGAAGUCUGGUCAACGCUUAAGCUUACGUUAGUAAAGCUUCACAAAAAUCCACCAACACUGCCUGUAGCAAGCGAAAGUCGGCCAACGGAAGAUAAUCUGCCAUUAAAUACCGAGCAGGAGGAAAAGCAGGGUCUCAGUGCUGAUGAUCGUGAAAAGAAAGAGCAGGCGGAAGAGUUGGCGUAUGUUCUGCACACAUCUGGAACAACUGGGCUUCCUAAAAUAGUAAAGGUUCCUCACAAGUGUAUUGUGCCUAACAUAGUACAUCUCGGCUCUUUAUUUCAGAUGACCUCGGAUGAUGUCGUGUUCCUCGCUUCACCUUUAACCUUCGACCCUUCGGUGGUGGAGAUGUUCUUGGCCCUGGCUUCUGGAGCUUGUCUUCUGAUGGUUCCCUCCGUUGUGAGAAGGAUGCCUGCGCGACUAGCUAAUGUGUUGUUCAGACGAAACGCCACCACUGUUUUCCAGGCCACUCCGACUCUAAUGAGGCGCUUUGGGGGACGUGUCCUGCAGGAGGAGAUACUCAGUGCAGGCUCCUCGUUGAGGGUGUUGGCUUUGGGGGGAGAGGUUUGUCCAUCGCUAUUCCUCCUCAACAGCUGGAGACAAGCAGGCAACAAGACGCAUAUUUUUAAUCUCUACGGCACCACAGAGGUUUCCUGUUGGGCUUGUUACUACAAACUGCCAGACGAUCUCACAGUCUCCUCAAACCACACGGACGGUGAAUCUGUGCCUCUGGGGGAAGCGCUUAUGGACACUGCUGUGGAAGUGAGAGACGAGAAUGGACGUCUGGUCACUGAAGGAGAGGGACAAGUCUUUAUAGGCGGUCAGGAGCGGGUAUGCUUGCUAGACGAUGAGACUGCUACCGAAGGAGUGAUGCGUGCUACAGGAGACUGGGUGAUGGUGCAGAAUUCGCACCUCUUUUACUUGGGUAGGAAGGACCGACUGGUCAAACGUCAUGGUCAGGUGCUACAUUUGGAUGCUUUACAGCAGGCCAUGGAAAGCCUGCCUCAGGUAGAAGCUGGUGUGGUCGGACUACACAAGAGUAGCAGAUUGGUGGCUUUUGUGGUGCCCAAAAUUGACACAAGAACCAGGUCAUCUGAACAGAGCAGCAACCAAGAACAGCACAUGGACAAUGAAAACAUGCGUGUUGAGACGGAAGUGCGUCGAGGGCUGUCGCAACUUGUGCUCAAUCACAGCAUUCCAGAUACCGUAUUACUGAUCCCUGCUUUGCCGCUAACUAAUCACGGUAAAGUGGCCAUGGAGAAGCUGAUGAGGAUGUAUGAGAGACAGAAAGAGGUUAAUGGGAAGCACAACAAAACAAGAGACAUGGAAACUAUGAGAGAAAGACUUCAAGCACUAUGGAAGGAAUGUCUAGGACUUUGUGAUGACGAGGUUGUCACAGACGAUGCACACUUCAUGUUAAGCGGCGGGGAUUCUCUCCAAGCCCUGCGCCUCUUGGAUUACAUCACGGUUUCCAUGGAAACCUCUUCUGUAGGUCUGCUGGAGGUCAUCCUAGAUGGCUCUUUUUCAGAUGUCCUGAAACACAUCACCGCAACCCACCAAAAUCCUAUGAAGACAUCAGGCAAGAGACUGUCUGAAGAUUCUGCAUCUGUUGUUUUGAAUAAGAGGAGAUUUCACACAGAAGCUGAGACGAACUUUGGUCCUGAGGGGAUUUUGCCACCGGAGACGUCCUCAGAGAGCAGCAGGAAGAGAUUUGUAGUUGUUCGUAGAGCUGGAGUUGUAUCUUGGGAUUACUUUCCAAACAGAAAUCCAAAAGGACUGAGUGUCAGCAUGGACAGGAUACAAGAGGAGUAUCCGAGUGCUGAUCUCAGCCCUUUAUCUAUUAACAAAUCAAGUCUUGUAGCCACGAGCAGUUGUUCUGUAAGAUCUACGGACAUUUACGUUACACCAUCAUGGGAUGGACAAAGCAGUGGUGUUACUUCACAAGCAGGCAUUAGAAAAGACAAUCAAAUUUUGGGCCUGCGGAUGUGUUGGAGUUCUGACACGGGCAGAUGUGUGGACGCUUCACCAGCGCUACUGGUUGGUCCUGAGCGAGCCACUGUGUUUAUCGGCUCUCACUCACACAGACUGCAGGCUCUGGACCUCAGCAGUGGAGCGGUGGUGUGGGAGCGUGUGUUAGGGGACAGACUGGAGUCUUCUGCUGCUGUCUCAAAAUGUGGGACCCUGGUGGCAGUAGGGUGUUAUGAUGGACAGGUGUAUUUUCUGAGCACGGACUCGGGAGAGACACAUUGGGUGUUUAAGACGGGAGACGCAGUGAAAAGUUCCCCUGCUGUAGACCCUCAUACCGGCCUGAUUAUCAUCGGUUCCCAUGAUGGACAUGUCUACGCGUUAGAACCUCUGAUGAAGCAGUGUGUGUGGAAGCACUAUUGUGGCGGUGGUGCGGUGUUUUCUUCCCCCUGUGUCCACUCCUCACCCAGACGGCUAUACUCGGCCACACUAAGAGGACAGCUCCAUUGCCUCAAUCCGGACAAUGGUACAGUCUUGUGGACAUAUUCCACCGAUGUUCCAUUUUUCUCCUCUCCUUCGUGUUCUGACUCCUGCGUCUGCGUGGGUUCAGUGAACGGACGCAUCAUUGCAUUAAGCCAUGAUGGAAAUGUGUUAUGGGAUUUUCUGACCGAUGGACCCGUCUUCUCAUCGCCAUGCCUAACCUCACCGCCACCUUUAAUCAACCAGAGAAUCGAUGACGUUUGCACGACAUUAUCACCGUCUUGUUCAGCUGUUUUUUGUGGGUCGCACGAUUCCUCUGUAUACUGCAUCAACUCUGCUAACGGGUCGCUACUAUGGCGAUUCCAAACCUCAGGCAAGGUGUAUUCCAGUCCGUUUGUUUUCGACGGAUCUCCUUGGGGCUUGAGAACCCUGGUAGCCGCGGCUUCGACUGACGGAACCUUGUGGGUACUAGAUGGGGAACAGGGAACACGGAAAGCCUCUUUCGUUUUACCUGGAGAACUCUUUUCUUCUCCUGUCAUGUGGGGUCAUGCUUUAGUCGUGGGAUGUCGGAAUGAUUACGUGUACUGCUUGGAACUGACUAGCAGGAUAGAAUAAGUCCUAGACUACGCUUCUCUCAAGUGUAAAAUGUUUUACAGAUGAAAUGUGUAAAUGGCUGUAAUAUAAUGUACGUAUAAAACUCUAUAAAUAAAAUUGUACAAAUGUCCGUA
Tachysurus fulvidraco (yellow catfish) is the source of this 3712-nucleotide messenger RNA. RefSeq names its product aminoadipate-semialdehyde dehydrogenase (gene aasdh). Gene Ontology annotation, molecular function: protein binding. The record is from RefSeq and is a predicted model, not a curated record. Gene Ontology annotation, biological process: amino acid activation for nonribosomal peptide biosynthetic process. Lineage: Eukaryota; Metazoa; Chordata; Actinopteri; Siluriformes; Bagridae. Bases 135 to 3599 code for a protein of 1154 amino acids. The transcript has 14 exons.